This is a messenger RNA of Dacryopinax primogenitus, 1092 nucleotides long. RefSeq names its product cobW-domain-containing protein. NCBI's taxonomy places the organism in Eukaryota, Fungi, Basidiomycota, Dacrymycetes, Dacrymycetales, Dacrymycetaceae. Gene Ontology annotation, cellular component: cytoplasm. The transcript has 4 exons. The coding region runs from base 34 to 1092 and encodes 352 amino acids. The record is from RefSeq and is a predicted model, not a curated record.
GUUAGACGCUAGACUCUGAACGUCCUGCUACACAUGGGCGACGCUCCUUUGCGAAAUGAUAUCCCAGUGACUGUCUUCACUGGAUUUCUGGGCGCUGGGAAGACGUCACUCAUCCUGUCCCUACUGCCCCACCUCCCGAAAUACUAUAAAGUGGUCCUGCUCAAGAAUGAGUUUGGGGAUGUCGAAGUGGAUAGCCAGCUUGCGAAGCAGUCAUCCCUUGCUUCUGUGAGCGAAAUCUUAAAUGGGUGCAUGUGCUGUGUGCUGGUGGGGAAGAUGAAGAAUGCCUUGUUGGAGAUUAGAGAAAACUUUGCACCUGAUCGGGUGAUCAUCGAGUGCUCUGGCUCAGCAUUCCCUGCAACGAUCGCAUGGCAGAUCCGUGAACUCGAGAAAGAAACCGAAGGCGGCUUCAAGCUCGAUGCCAUCUUGACCGUCAUAGAUGCGGAGAACUUUACAGGAUACGAGGACGACAGCCCGACUGCAAAGAUGCAAGCAAAGUACACCGACAUCUUGCUUGUUAACAAGUACGAGACUGUCUCCGAACGAGCGUUAGAUAUCGUCAUAGACCACCUCAAUACCCUGAACGACAUGACACCCAAGAUCAAGUGUCCGAAAGGAGUCGGAGUAGAUCCGUCUCUCAUCUUCAACUUGGACUCGACGUUAUACCAACUAUACGACUCAAACUUGGACGUUCCUGUGAACCAUCAUGAUGAGGUCGAAACCGCGACAGUCUGGCGAGGAGGUUCAGACCCACAUACACAUGGCGCCGCACAUAAUCCGCACCACGAUCACGAUCACGAUCACGAAUCAGGAUGUCAUGCUGCGUCAGAAUCUGCUACUCUAACAGAAGAGAGCCUUACCGCUGCAUUAUCGGUUUUGCCAAAAGAGGAUAUCUACCGCGUUAAAGGCUUCGUUCGACUUCCUGCCGGCAUGAGCAUUCUCAACUGGGCGUUCGGGAGAUUCGAGCUCACCCCUCUGCAAGACGAAAGAGAGAUGAAAGACGUAGACAUUAGAUUAACAGUGAUGGGCGCGAGAGGUGAGGUGAAACGAAGGGCCCGGAAACUUGCCGAGAUGCUUGGGGCAAAUUUAUCGUAA